This is a messenger RNA of Vigna unguiculata (cowpea), 1650 nucleotides long. RefSeq lists its product as uncharacterized. The record is from RefSeq and is a predicted model, not a curated record. Lineage: Eukaryota; Viridiplantae; Streptophyta; Magnoliopsida; Fabales; Fabaceae.
UUUGUGUGUGCACUGAGCCAGGUGAGGUAUUAGGGAGUCCCACACAAACAUAUCCACACCCACUCUCUUCUAUUUCUUCAUCUUUCUCUUCCUCAAAGAACAAUAAUAAUGGAAUCAGCCACCACCUGUAAUGUCCAAAAGCCUAACCCUCAACCUUCCAACUCCAGUAAUGGCGAACCGCUCUAUGAAGACUUCGACAGCACCUGUUCCACGCCUUACGUCAGUGCCCCUUCAAGUCCCGGCCGAGGACCGCACCCAGGCUUCUUCUACAGCGCACCCGCCAGUCCAAUGCACUUCGCCAUAACUGCCGCAUCCUCCUACGACAAGAGUCCUUCUUCUGCGCCAAUGGGUUACGAGUUCGAAUUCUCCGCCCGGUUCGGUUCAACCGGUUCGGCCGGUUCAGGUUCCAUGAGCUCUGCCGACGAGUUGUUCUUGAAUGGUCAGAUCCGUCCCAUGAAGCUCUCAAGCCACCUUGAACGUCCCCAGGUCCUCGCUCCUUUGUUGGAUCUGGAAGGAGAAGAGGAGGAAGAAGAAGCUGAAGCGGUUAGCGUUAGCGUCGUCCGAGGCAGAGAUCUGAGGCUGCGGGACAAGUCUGUUAGGAGGAGAACCAGAUCCAUGUCCCCUCUCCGAAGCAACACGCCUUUGGAGUGGGCAGAGAACGAGGAUGAUCAUAUUGUUGGCGGGGAUCACGACAAUAACGCCAGCUCCGGCAAGCAAAUCGAAGUUAGUUCAUCGGAAGCUGAGAAGCGAAGGGAGAACGCAGAGGAUGGUUUGAGUUUAGGUUUGGAGACAACUCCUUCGGUAUCAGGUUCGGCUUCGUCCUCUCGGUCUUCCUCGGCCGGGAGAAGCUCAAAGAGGUGGGUUUUCUUAAAGGACUUUCUCAGAAGCAAAAGUGAAGGAAGGAGUAACAACAAGUUCUGGUCCAGCAUUUCCUUCUCCCCAACCACCAAAGACAAGAAACCCACCACUUCCACUGCUCAAACUCUCAAUGUCCCAACAAACACCAAGAGCGGGUCCUCUUCUUCAGAAGCCACACACAAGUCCAAAGGAAGUAGCACUCAGGCUUGGGCCCGGAGAAUGAGCGGAAAGCCCACCAACGGUGUUGGGAAGAGGCGCGUGCCACCUUCACCGCAUGAGUUGCACUAUAAAGCUAACAGGGCCCAAGCUGAAGAGUUGAGGAAAAAGACCUUUCUGCCCUACAGGCAAGGUCUGCUUGGGUGCUUGGGGUUUAGUUCUAAGGGUUACGGCGCCAUGAAUGGCUUCGCCAGAGCCCUAAACCCUGUUUCCUCCAGGUAAAUUCAAUUUCCUCUUUCGAUUGAGGUUGGUUUACCUGAAAUUGUACAGCUCACUAUUAAUUACUAUCACCACUAUCAUCAUUAUUAUUUGUUUCUUCAUUUUGGAAUGGUUUAGCUUAGUCUUAGCUUGGAAGAAUUAAGAUAGCCUCAUCCCAUCUUAGUGUGAAUGAGGAUGGUGAGAAGUGAAGUAAAAUACUAAGAGGGUUCUUGUGACGACAUGCUCUGAGAAAUCUAUCAUGUACAAUAUACUAAGAAGAAGCCAUGUACUGGUACUCGCAGCAUUUCACUAUUUACACAGUUGCUGUGCAGUGACUGGAGUUUAUUAAUAUAUUUUUCAACACUGACCUUUUCUUAA